Drosophila willistoni is the source of this 1354-nucleotide messenger RNA. It is a transcript of the gene Vdup1, whose product is annotated as arrestin domain-containing protein 17. The transcript has 4 exons. Gene Ontology annotation, cellular component: cytoplasm. The coding region runs from base 175 to 1209 and encodes 344 amino acids. The record is from RefSeq and is a predicted model, not a curated record. NCBI's taxonomy places the organism in Eukaryota, Metazoa, Arthropoda, Insecta, Diptera, Drosophilidae. Gene Ontology annotation, biological process: protein transport.
CAUCGCGAUCGGUUUGAACGUAGUUUGUGAGGGACCUGCAUUUGUCUGGCCUUGUGAAUCGACAAACUACAUAUAUAUAUAUAUAAUUUUUUUGUUGUUGUGUGUUUUUUUUUUGUUUAUACCCUGUACAUAGCAGUUUGUAUGUAUAUACAAACAAUGUACAAUACAUAAAAAAUGGGAAAUCGGAAACUGCUUAAAUUCCUGAUCAUCUUCGAUAACACAUCGCUGCUAUAUUUUCCCGGACAAUUCCUUUCUGGCCGUGUGCUAAUUGAGCUGCAGGAUGAGACACCAGCCCUUGGACUCCACUUCCAUGUCGUUGGCGAGGGCGUAGUUCGCGGCGGCAGUAGCCGGAGACAGGAGCGGACUUACGACAAGGAGAACUACAUUGAUUUCCGUAUGCGUUUGCUUGGCGAUGUCGAUCAAGGAGGACCAGCCAUACUUUCGCCGGGAAUACACAGUUUCCCCUUCAAAUUGGGCCUACCCUUGGGUCUGCCAUCAACAUUCUUGGGUCGCUACGGCUGGAUACAGUUCUACUGUAAGGCUGCAUUGCGGGAAACAAAUGGCCUUAUCCAUAAAAAUCAUCAGGUAUUCAUUGUAAUGAAUCCCAUUGAUUUGAAUCUGGAGAAACCAAUUUUGGCGCAACCUUUCACAUGUGAGGUGGAACACAAGCUAGGCGUGGCCUGCGUUGGAGGUGGACAAAUAAAAUGUCGGGUAUCCUUAGACCGCGGUGGCUAUGUACCUGGCGAGAAUAUCCUGGUGACUGCAUUCAUAUCAAAUUAUAGCAAUGUAUCGAUUAAGCGCACGAAAACAAAACUUAUGGAGACGAUUGACUAUUUGGCACGCGGCAAGGUCGUUCAGACCGAGAAGCGCGCUCUGGCCGUAUUGGUGCGUGGGAAGAUACGUCCAGGUGGUAAAGAUGAAUGGCAAAAUGAACUCUAUGUGCCACCAUUGCCGCCCACGAAUUUGCAUGGGUGUCAUUUGAUUAAAAUAUCGUAUGAUGUGUUUUUCGUUAUUGAACCAAAGUCAAUGGAAAAGGAAAUUAAAUUGCAGUUACCCAUCGUAUUGGCCACAUAUCCGUUCCGUAAUAAUUCGAAUGAUAUAUCCAAUGCGAACACAUGGCCGGAAUCGGUGCUCAAACCGGAUACCCAUUAUCCAUCAACAUUGCCCAUUUUUCGACCAUGGCUACAUGAAAAACCCAGUGAUGCAUAAAUAAUACAAAAUAAAAAUUUAAUAUAUAUUCGUAUUUAGGUUUUUGUUAACAAAGACAGAAUUUGCGCCAUAAACUAAUUUAUGUACCAUAUUUAAUGUUUUCCUUUGUAUAAACAUAACUAAACUGUUUUCUAAUAAUAUUAUA